AUGGAGGUGCCGUAUCGUGGCGAAUGUAAUGUUCGGCGUCAUCGUUUGCCUUAUCCCAUGGCGGUCUCGUACGAGGUUACGGUGGUUAUUCAGCGCCAUCCGUUGUUUAUUACUGCUGGUGAUCGAGCAUAUCGUUUGAACUGCAUUUAUAGACAGGCGGACUCGACGCUCACGCAAAAGAUCAAGAUCAAGUAA
Messenger RNA from Cooperia oncophora, 195 nucleotides. The record is from the annotation of a GenBank genome assembly. NCBI's taxonomy places the organism in Eukaryota, Metazoa, Nematoda, Chromadorea, Rhabditida, Trichostrongylidae.